UCAGUCUUGCACAGGUGUACCGGCUCCUCCCCUUCAGUCUUGCACAGGUAUACCGGCUCCUCCCCUUCAGUCUUGCACAUGUGUACCGGCUCCUCCCCUUCAGUCUUGCACAGGUGUACCGGCUCCUCCCCUUCAGUCUUGCACAGGUGUAACAGCUCCUCCCCUUCAGUCUUGCACAGGUGUAACGGCUCCUCGGCUUCAGUCUUGCACAGGCGCCCCUAGGGUUGAUCCAAUUCAUCCUGCAGGGAUCGUCGGCUUGCUUUACAACUUACCUUUUUGUGAAGCGAGGCCGGUGUCAACCCCAGCGGUCGGUGUCACCUGGUGUGGAGCGCACCCCCCGCACCUGCCUCGGGAC
Messenger RNA from Staurois parvus, 355 nucleotides. NCBI's taxonomy places the organism in Eukaryota, Metazoa, Chordata, Amphibia, Anura, Ranidae. The record is from the annotation of a GenBank genome assembly.